Molecule: messenger RNA, 1119 nt
Organism: Aegilops tauschii subsp. strangulata
Lineage: Eukaryota; Viridiplantae; Streptophyta; Magnoliopsida; Poales; Poaceae
Source: RefSeq, a predicted model, not a curated record
AUGGGCCAUGACAAUGUGGCAGGGCAACCAUCAACCCGUGGUGUCCCUGUAGUGGUGUCUUUGCAGUCAGAGAGUCAUACUCUUGAUGACACGGGCACCGCGGCAAAUGUUCCUGGUCCAACCAGGACUGAGCUCGGUGCUGGUGCUGUUGACGGUGAUGUGCAAGGAGAAGAAGGAGAAGAUGAGGCUGGUUCUCAGCCAAUGGAACCCUAUGUUGGCAUGAGGUUUGACACCCUUCAAAUUGCUAAGGAUCACUACAACAGCUACGCCUUACGGAUGGGUUUCUCUGUCAAAAUGAACACCUCUAGGCGGACAGAUCCAAGACCUGUUGACACUGAUGAGGAAAUGGAAGAUGAACCUCCAAUCUUUGUUGAAGAGGAGGCUGGUGCUAGUAAGAAAAAGAAGAAACGAAAACGCGAGACAAUAAAGCAGACUCAAUGCAAAGCGAAAAUGUUGGUGAAGCUAAUGGAUGGGCGAUGGGAGGUGACGCAUUUUGUUCGUGACCACAAUCAUCCGCUGGUGAACAAACCUUCAUUGUCCAAAUACUUGAGAUCCCACCAGGGCAUCUCUCCUGAUGAAAAGGAGUUUUUGCGCAUCUUGUAUAACUGCAACUUGACUACAGUACGUAUGAUGCAUGUAAUGGCAGAGUUCUAUGGAUCUGAGAUGAUGGUGCCAUUCGGACCAAAGGCAAUAACAAAUCUGUGUACAAGUUUCCGUAGAGAUCACACAAAGGAGGGUGAUCUGAUUGAGACAACUGCGCACUUCAAGGAUAUACAAAAAACCGAUCCAGACUUCUAUAAGGUGAAAUAUGAUGAAGAGGACAGAGUUGUCAACAUAUUUUGGGUGGAUGGCUCAGCUCGAAAAGCUUAUGCGGAGGCGUACCACGAUUGCAUAUCGUUUGACACCACCUACAUGACCAACAUGUACAAUAUGCCGUUCGCGCCCUUCAUAGGAAUAAACCGACAUGGCCAAUCUUUCAUGCUGGGUUGCGCGUUUGUGAGGCAGGAGUUGGCAUCAAGCUUUGAUUGGGUCUUUGGAGCAUUCCUAGAGGCUAUGGAUGACAAACCUCCUGACAACUUCAUCACCGAUCAGGAUGGUGCAAUGAGGCAGUCAAUAUAG